Molecule: messenger RNA, 1017 nt
Organism: Lactuca saligna
Lineage: Eukaryota; Viridiplantae; Streptophyta; Magnoliopsida; Asterales; Asteraceae
Source: the annotation of a GenBank genome assembly
AUGGCGGCAUCACUGUUUACUUUCUCCUCCACUUCAAGAAGAGUCGUCCCAGCUCCAAACUCUCCUCCUCUUCCCAUAUACAUCAAAUCCACAAAUGUCGUUUUCAACCCUGAUAUACCAGAUGUUCAUCGCGGUCUUGGACUUGAUGAUUUUGUCAAUUUUUUAGUAUCCUGCAGACUUCGAUACGCUAUCAGUGAGGUUCCAUCAGAGUUCUUUCCCGAACAAGUAUGUGAGUUCUACUACACCGUAAUGGUUAAUAAUGAAAACAACGUCAUCUCCGGCACUAUUGGGCAUGGCCGUCGCUCAGUUUUCAUCACCGCUGAUCUCCUCAGUGUUGCACUCAGGUUACCAAUUUUUGAACCAUUCUCUAAGCUUCCAACUAUUGAACGCUGCCGACGCCUCUUUGAUCAACUAGGCUAUGAUCACUCGAAGGCUGUUGCUCGCUCAGCUCUCAUUCUGCGUCAAUGUAUGACUCCAGGAUGGAAGUUCUUCACCGGGGCACUUUGCAAAUGUGUGGGUCACAAAUCUCAUAGUGGUGAUCAACUGAGUACUUAUGAGCAACAAGUUGCCUGUUCCCUUCUUCUCAACAAACGUCUUGAUUAUGGGGCCUUCUUCUUUGAUCAGCUUGUCCAACUUCUUCGUGCCAAUGUACGAGCUGAUCAUGUUCCAUUUCCACGCUUGAUUGCUUUUGUCCUGGAUAAAUUUUUCGCUGAAGCCUAUUACUCCCACUCUGGAAACCCCAUUCAAUGCCCACGCAUGUCAGUACGAAUGUAUCAGGAUGAUCCACUAGCAAAUGACAUCGGCAUCUCUGAUCGAAUGCGAGAAUGGAUCGCAAAUCCAUAUACAGUUCAUUCACUAAACGCUAACACUGACGAAGGAGCUGAUGAUAACAACGAAAUUCAUGCUGAUCUACAAGCUGAAAUGCAAGACGGUGGUCAUAUCUCCCCUCAACUUUCUCAUCUUAGUAUUUCUGUCACUGAAAGGGUUCACUCAGCUCAGGGGGAGCAACAAUCUUAG